AAAUGUAUAAUAUGUCAACCCAAGUUAUGUCUUUCUUAAAUAUAUAAUAUAUACUUCGUAUAGCGGCGACCAGGUGGACCAUAGGGACCAUAAAGGACCACCCACUCCCUCUCCACUACAAUGCGUCCCUAACUUGCUUAACUUCCCCCACCAUCGCCGGCUUAAUCGUCAUUGCCGCUCAUCGCAAUCGUUAAUCCGUCUCAUCUCAUCUUUGUGUAUCUUUUGUCAAAUCUACUAAUUGUGUCUAUUUCCAUCUGCUUACUCUCCUUUCUCCCUCACCGUCCUGCCUUUGUUGACUUGGACGGGUUUGCUUGGUACGGAGACGUUUCCUUGCCACGUAAGACCGCCGACAUCACAACCACGACCACGACCAACAAAAACAAAAACAACCCACGCCCUACAACGACCACAAAGCCAUAGCCACCGCAAUUGCUGUUGGUUCUACAAUCAUCGAACGCGCUCCAGCAUCUACAAUUCCCAUUUUCGUUUCAAGGGGUAUAAUAGGGUGCUCAUAGUCGGUAUCGUAUUGAACAUACAUACACGCAAUUGUCUUGGCCCCACGCGGAACUGCUCUUCUAGACUGCCCCCAUCUCCGAAACUCGGGAUACUGCGAAUAAUACGUGCCUGUAGGCAUUAAGUAAAGAAUUCAACACGCUGGCAGGCAAACAGAGGAGGAGCUUCUCCUCCCAGGGGGGAUUGCUGAACAGGAUGUUCGGCAGUAGCUCCAACUCACCGUCACCUCCAAAGGAUACCUUGCAGGAGCAGCCCGAUAGCGGGACCACCAUCCCACCAACAACCUCGACCGAGGCGAGCACAUCACCCAUAGAUUCGACAACCCCGUCACCACCGGCCUCCGAGAAGAUACCCAUCAAAGACAGGCGCGGCGGGAGUGGUCCAGGAAACGGGAGGCCAUCGCCGGAUAAGGAUACUGCGGGGGCUACUGAGAAGAAGCGACGAAGCAGCGGCGUUGGAAACAAGGCAAGCGCGUUUCUUGCCAGCGCAAAGAACUCGCUGCACUUUAGCCCCAGCUCCAACUCUUCGAGCUUCAGGGUUCUCAGCGAACAAAACAUGCAGACACCCCUUCAAAAACUGGGUCGGACGGACCCAGUGCUCAGCGUGCCGCAGGGCACGCACAACAACUCGGCGGGCGAGUCUCUUCCUGGACCAAGGUCUACAUUCCUAGUCGGGGUCGCUGAGGACAGGAACAGAAAGUGUCGCAGGACUAUGGAAGAUACGCAUGCAUUUCUAUACAACUUCUUACACACACCAGCGCCUUUCGUACAUAAAUUGGACAGCCCAAACAUCAAAGCCGGCAACGCAAAUAAUGACCUAUCUACGGAUGCGCUCUUGACGGCGUCUGCCUCCGAUCUGGAGCUGGACAGCAUCGCUUCAAAGACAGCUUCAGAUAUGAUGGAAACCGACAAUGGAUACUUUGCCAUUUUCGAUGGCCACGCUGGAUCCUUUGCUGCAGAUUGGUGUGGCAAGAAACUACACAUCAUCCUCGAGGAAAUGAUCCGAAAGAAUCCCAAUACACCGGUACCAGAAUUACUCGACCAGACCUUUACAAAUGUGGAUGUUCAGCUCGAAAAACUGCCUCUCAAAAACAGCGGUUGCACAGCUGUGGCGGCGGUGCUCAGAUGGGAAGACAGGAUACCCAACACUCUCUCAGCGACAGGAUCUACAGCCAUCGCGCCUGCCACUUUAGCCGCCGUCAAAGCAGUGGAAGAGUCAACCACCAUAUCAGAGGAGAAAGUGGGCGUCCAGGAAAACCCGGAUAGGACCAAAGAACUUGCCGGAGCAGUAGAUCCAGCUGCAGAUAUAGCAUCAUCUGCUGAGUAUGGUUUGACCACAGGCGAAGCCGCACAUGCCAGGUUGAAGUCCCAAGCUACGCGUCAGCGAGUAUUGUAUACGGCGAAUGUUGGUGAUGCCCGGAUUGUUCUUUGUCGCGGUGGAAGAGCGUUGCGUCUGUCUUAUGAUCAUAAAGGGAGCGAUGAAAAUGAAGGGAAACGUAUUGUUACUGCUGGAGGUAUAAUCCUGAAUAACCGUGUCAACGGCGUUCUUGCCGUUACCCGCGCACUCGGAGACGCAUAUAUGAAAGAGCUUGUCACAGGCCACCCAUAUACGACCGAGACAGUCAUCCAACCCGACCUCGACGAGUUCAUCAUUCUCGCCUGUGACGGUCUCUGGGACGUCUGCUCCGACCAAGAAGCCGUGGACCUAGUCCGCAACGUCCAAGACCCCGUCGUCGCCUCCCAACAACUCGUCGACCACGCCCUCGCCCGCUUCUCUACCGACAACCUCUCCUGCAUGAUCGUGCGCCUCAACAAAUCCGCCCUCCUCAACACAGCCAACAACCACCUCUCCUCCAUCGGCGUCGAAGGCGACCCCGUCGGCGGUCCCGGCCGUCUCAGCGAGGCUGACAAAAUCGUAGCGGAAGUAGAACGCAAGGCUGAGGAGGACGGCGUGCCCUAUGUGGGCGUCUCGGGCAGUAAUAGCGGGAAGGGGUAUGAACAGCCCAAGUAUGAGGAUGGGGCUGGGGCUGGUGGCGCGAAGAACGCGGGUAUGGAGAAGGUGGUUGAGGAGGAGCCUGCGGCGCCGCCGCCGCCGGUGGCGGGGGGCAAGACCCAGGUGCCUGCUGCGGAACCGGAUGUUAAUGUGGGUGUGUUGGAGACGACGUUGCCGGAGGAGGCGGCGGAUAUUCGUAAAUAGACCGGGCAAGGGUUUGGUGGCUGUUUAUACAGUCUCGCUUUUUCACGACAUGGACGAACUUCGAUGGUGGGACUUUAUGGGCAGAUUAUCGAAACUUUUUACGGGGGUUGAGGAGGUUUGCUGAUGUUUACAGAGAGGACACACCCACCCCUCUACAUCUUCCUAAGGAUGGCGAAAACACGGGUGCGGGGAUAUAUUUUAUGGGCAGAGAAGCAGGAAGAGAGGGUUAUUGUUGUUGUGAUGUGUGAUACGAUUCGUGUAGGAGUUUGCGGGCGGGGUCAUUGAUUGGUUUUGUUGAACGAAGAAAUGAGCAUGAAUUCAACACUCUUCCUUUCGUUUUUCUACAAGAGCAUGCAUGGUCUAGGUGCGU
This is a messenger RNA of Pseudogymnoascus destructans, 3079 nucleotides long. RefSeq names its product Protein phosphatase 2C 1 (gene PTC1). Gene Ontology annotation, molecular function: protein serine/threonine phosphatase activity; cation binding. Gene Ontology annotation, biological process: protein dephosphorylation. The record is from RefSeq and is a predicted model, not a curated record. The transcript is spliced from 2 exons. Bases 709 to 2709 code for a protein of 666 amino acids. NCBI's taxonomy places the organism in Eukaryota, Fungi, Ascomycota, Leotiomycetes, Thelebolales, Thelebolaceae.